Messenger RNA from Macrosiphum euphorbiae (potato aphid), 597 nucleotides. NCBI's taxonomy places the organism in Eukaryota, Metazoa, Arthropoda, Insecta, Hemiptera, Aphididae. The record is from the annotation of a GenBank genome assembly.
AUGUUCAAAAAUACAUUCCAAAGUGGUUUCCUGUCUAUACUCUACAGCAUUGGCAGCAAGCCCUUACAGCUCUGGGAUAAGACUGUUAGAAAUGGACAUAUCAAACGCAUUACUGACAAUGAUAUCCAAUCGUUGGUGUUGGACAUUGUAGGCACAAACAUCAGUACAACAUAUAUUACAUGUCCGGCCGAAAAAACCAAGACUCUAGGUAUCAAAUUACCAUAUCUAAUUAUGAUCGUCAAAAACAUGAAGAAAUAUUUUACUUUUGAAGUGCAGAUUCUUGAUGAUAAGAACAUUAGACGCCGAUUUCGAGCGAGUAAUUAUCAAUCAACAACUAGAGUUAAGCCAUUUAUUUGUACAAUGCCCAUGCGUCUGGACGAAGGUUGGAACCAGAUACAAUUUAAUCUAGCAGAUUUCACAAGACGUGCUUAUGGAACCGGAUAUGUAGAAACAUUGAGGGUACAGUUGCAUGCCAAUUGCAGAGUCAGACGAGUUUAUUUUAGUGAUAGAUUAUAUUCUGAAGACGAAUUACCUGCGGAAUUCAAACUAUUUUUACCAGUUCAAAGUAAAGUCGACCACAGACAGAGAGUAGAUUGA